Messenger RNA from Cheilinus undulatus (humphead wrasse), 3356 nucleotides. RefSeq names its product solute carrier family 26 member 10 (gene slc26a10). The transcript is spliced from 18 exons. The record is from RefSeq and is a predicted model, not a curated record. Lineage: Eukaryota; Metazoa; Chordata; Actinopteri; Labriformes; Labridae. Gene Ontology annotation, molecular function: bicarbonate transmembrane transporter activity; sulfate transmembrane transporter activity; oxalate transmembrane transporter activity. Gene Ontology annotation, cellular component: membrane. Gene Ontology annotation, biological process: transmembrane transport. The coding region runs from base 142 to 2217 and encodes 691 amino acids.
AAGAGGCUGACAGGAAAAUGCAAUGUCUCUUCGGGUCAGGGCAGACACUGGUAUAAAUGUAUUUCAUCAGACAGCACUUUUACUGACUCGGCAAGAGCGCGUGCAUGGUUGUGUAUCAUCACUCACCUCUACAGGGACAGUAUGAGCGCUUCCGUGGCCGUGUACAGGAAUAUUUACACGGAGGACCGCUUCAAACAGGCCUACGGCUCCGAUGAUAGCGCGAGUGGAAGUUUGCGGCUGCGGGAGAAGCUCGCCGGGAGGUGCAUGUGCUCAAAGCGAGCGUGCCUCCACCUGUUGAAGGAGAGAAUCCCUAUUUUCAGCUGGCUGCCGAGAUACAGACUCAAGAAAUGGAUAUUAGGAGACACGAUAGCGGGACUUACUGUUGGCAUUCUUCACAUUCCUCAAGGGAUGGCUUUUGCUUUACUCACAUCUGUAGCUCCAAUAUUCGGCCUUUACACCUCCUUCUUCCCUGUGGUCCUUUACAUGUUUUUUGGCACAGGUCGACAUGUGUCAACAGGUACCUUUGCAGUGGUGAGUCUGAUGACUGGCUCUGUGGUGGAGCAGUUGGUUCCCACUCCUCUGGAGCUGAACUCCAGUUCCCCUGAAGCUGCAGAGUUUGAAGGCCAGAGGAUUGCAGUGGCCUCAGCUGUAGCACUUCUCUCAGGAAUUAUUAUGCUAUGUAUGUGUGGCCUUCAGCUGGGUUUCCUUUCCACUUAUCUGUCUGAGCCUAUUGUUAAAGCGUUCACCAGCGCUGCUGCAUUUCAUGUGACCAUCUCACAGCUGCAAAACAUGCUGGGGCUGCGGCUCCAACGAUACACUGGGACAUUCUCCCUCUUCAAGACUCUGGCAUCUGUGAUGGAGAAUCUCCCUGACACCAACAUGGCUGAGCUGCUCAUCUCCUUGGUUUGUUUGGCUGUCCUGGUGCCAGUGAAGGAGAUCAACAUGCGUUACCGGCAGCGCCUGCGGACACCUAUACCAGUGGAGAUCCUUACAGUGAUCAUUGCUACAUGUGUUGCUUAUGCCUCUUCACUGGACACCACUUAUGACAUUGAGAUAGUUGGCCACAUCCCAGCUGGAUUCCCCAGGCCACAGAUGCCCGCUUUGCACACUUUCCCUGACAUAGCAGGAGACACAAUAGCCAUCACGUUUGUUGGUUAUGCUGUGUCAGUCUCUCUGGCGAUGAUCUAUGCAGACAAACAUGGUUAUUCCAUACAUCCAAACCAGGAGCUCCUGGCUCACGGUGUCUCCAAUACAGUGUCAUCUUUCUUCACCUGCUUCCCCAGCUCAGCCACUUUAGCCACCACUAACAUACUGGAGAGCGCUGGUGGAUACACACAGCUGUCCGGCUUGUUCACCAGUCUGGUCGUUCUGAUCGUCCUGCUGCUGAUUGGACCGCUGUUCUACUUCCUUCCCAAGGCAGUGCUGGCAUGCAUCAAUGUGACCAGUCUGAGGCAGAUGUUCCUGCAGUUUCAGGAUUUACCCGAGCUGUGGAGAGUCAGCAAGAUGGACUUUAUGGUUUGGGUUGUCACCUGGCUCUCCGUAGUGAUCCUGAAUGUUGACCUAGGCCUCGCCAUCGGAGUGGUUUUCUCCAUGAUGACUGUCAUUUGCCGCACUCAGAGGGCUGGUUGUUCAGUUCUCGGUCGGGCCAGCAACACAGAAAUAUACAGACCCCUGGAGAACCACAGCAAGUGUUAUGAAGUGCCAGGAGUGAAGAUCCUGACUUACAACGGGCCAAUUUACUACGGCAACCGCAGCUUCUUCAGAGAGGAGAUGAGCAGGCUGCUGGGCCUGACGCCAGAGAAGAUACGCAGCCGAGAAAAAGCCAGGAAAGCCCUGGAGAAACGAGAAAGAGAGACCACCAUCAACACUGUGGAAAGAGGCGUUGCAAACACAUCAUUCUCCUCAGAAAAUGAGUUCUUUAAAUCAGAAACCUCCGAGAGCGAUGUUCAGGCAGUGUUACUUGACUGCAGCAGUGUAAUAUUUGUUGAUGUUGCUGGAGCAAGACUGUUUACACAGAUGUGCACUGAAUGCCAGAAGGCUGGAGUUCAUGUGUAUCUUGCAAACUGCAAUGAAAACGUCUUGAAGAUCCUGACAUCGAGCGGUCUAAUGAACUUCAUGAACCCUCAACACAUUUUCGUCACAGUCCAUGACGCAGUGAUGUAUAUUCAGCAGCAGAGGGAAAAAACACCAGAGAACAACACUACUGUGUGGGUAUGAGGCAGGAGGACAGGGAUGAGUCAUCAGUGCGAUGUCUGGGUCCAAAACAGGCAGGGGCAUCAGUGUGUUAUAUAACCUGACUCCUCGUCUCUCAACACUCCAGCUGUUGCUCCAAACCAGACAGUUUCCAAGAAGCAGUAGCCUGUUGUAGCACUAUAUCAUGCAUAACAUCAUGAUUACAUUAUAGUGUAAACCCAGGGGAAUGUAAAAAAUCCGACUUUUUAGGGGUGCUCAGCUCAUAAAAAAUGUGACCAGUAGGCUAGAGGUCCUUGCAUGUUUUCAGUACUCCUACCUAACCCCACAUUUCAUUAAAUAUCAAAAAUAUUUUCUCACAACAAAAGUCACAUGAGUUGUACACCAAAAAUCAGCCCCAAGAUGUUUUUGAUGAAACCUGGAAUGCAUUAUUUUUGCAGAAGUAUUUAUUUCCUAUAGGUGCUAUUGAUAGUCAGUUAUCAUGUUUACGCUACCUUACCAGCCAUUCAGCAUCAUAGUAAGUGCUGCUUAUUGUCUUACAAAUUUUUUAACACUAUUACCUUAAUAAUAAGGUAAUUUUGAAAAAUUUUAUUGCUCUAUUUUUACAUAAAACUUGGUAAACACGGAUAAAACAUUCCCAUCUACAGCCCUUAUGCCCCAGAUCUCUCUAAGGUUGUAAUAACCACCGGAGCAACUUCUACAGAAAUCACUGGAGGCUAAUGCCACUACUAUAGCCACCUCAUACAAACAAACUUCAAAAACCCUGAAAUAUCCCUUUAAUAUUAGACUGGAAACUACUUUACAACCAGUCAUUGUGUUGGUGAGCAAGCAAGAGAUCUAAACCAUCUGUCUUACAAGAUUAUAAAUUAGAAUUAGAUAAUAAUCCAGACUAAAGCUCAAAAAUAAAAUCAUGACAUCUUGAAGGUCAAAUUUCCUUAUAUUUCAGGAAAGCUAAGAAAAAAUUGGUUGGGGGGGGGCUUCAAAAAACGGUCUGAAAUUGCCUUUGGGUUAACCACUUUUUUAUGAAAGCUGCUGCUCGCACCCUGGAGCUGAUACAGUGCCUAUAAAAAUAAUCACCCCCUUGGAUGUUUUACCCUUUUAUUGAUUUCAUAAAUCAGUCAUUGACAAUGUGAUUUUUUUUUUUCACAAAAUAAACCAAAAAACAA